This is a messenger RNA of Colossoma macropomum (tambaqui), 4911 nucleotides long. It is a transcript of the gene bmp10, whose product is annotated as bone morphogenetic protein 10. Gene Ontology annotation, cellular component: extracellular region. Lineage: Eukaryota; Metazoa; Chordata; Actinopteri; Characiformes; Serrasalmidae. The record is from RefSeq and is a predicted model, not a curated record. The coding region runs from base 454 to 1920 and encodes 488 amino acids. Gene Ontology annotation, biological process: SMAD protein signal transduction; BMP signaling pathway. Gene Ontology annotation, molecular function: cytokine activity; growth factor activity. The transcript is spliced from 2 exons.
AGAGAGAGAGAGAGAGAGAGAGAGAGAGGAAAAAACACAAGAAAAGAAGAAAAGAGAUGCCACAGUAGAGCUCAGUGAAGCCACCCUUCAAGCCAAACGUCUUCAGACAUCAAACACACAUCAAAAGGUGUGCGGCGGAAUAAAUGCCCUGAGAUCUGCAGUAGGAGCACUACAAAGCCGUGACCAGUGUCCAGCUACAUAUAGCUAGACCAGGGCAGAGCACUUGACCCUCCACCACAACACCAGCACUCCAUUCACUUCUGGACGAGAACUACCAGGAACCACCUGGAUCAGCAUUGAGGGAUCUUUUGCAAGCUCUUCAAAAUCAAACCAGACUCGGAAUUAGUGUUCCUCCCUGGAUCUACCAAGAUUUUCCUCUUGUGUGAAGCCUCCUGCACAUUGGAGAGUGCCUACAGCUGAUACACGCUUCCCACACCCCUUUUGCCUCUAACCAUGGCUGGCACUGGGGUUUGGAAAUGUCGGUUAACAGCCACCACGCCUUUUCUCCCUUUCCUACUGCUCCUCUUGGGGCCUUUCUCCGGGGACUCCAGCCCCAUCGGCUCCCCGGAGAGGCACCGUCCUGCCCCGGGGCUAGAUGACGGGCAUGGAGGGAUGAUGGACCCCUCUUUUCUGGAGCAAGACAGCGAGGUGGACAUGCAGAGCCUGCUGGAGAAUCUGCGGGGGCAGUUCCUCCGGACCUUCAACCUCUCGGGCCGUGGGCCACCUAUGCAGCCUGGGGCACCCCGAGUGGAGCCCCCAGAAUACAUGCUGGAGCUGUACAACCGAUUUGCUAAUGAUCGCACGGCCAUGCCGUCUGCCAACAUUGUACGCAGCUUCAAAAAUGAAGACUCCUCCCCAUGCAAUGUGGGAAGCGACGGUGUGAGGCGGCACCCCCUCCUCUUCAACGUUUCUGUCCCGCAUCAUGAACGAGUAACAGCUGCUGAAUUGCGCCUCUACACCCUCGUCCAGACUGACCGGCACCUGUAUGCUGGUGUUGACCGCAAGGUGACCAUUUACGAGGUGGUGCAGCGGGACACCAACAGCAGUCAGCCAAGACGAGGGGAUGUUUUUGAAGAAGGAGGAGAGGAAGAGACACAGCUAGUAGAGUUGGCCUCACGGCAGGUCUACGGCAUGGACAACGGAUGGGAGUCAUUUGACAUGACUGCUGCCGUGCACCACUGGCGCAAGUCUGACUAUGGCACCACCCACAGACUGGAGGUCCACAUAGCAAGUCUGAACUUGCAGUACGUGGCUGGACAGAAUGAGUCAGAGGUCGAAGGUCCCACCAUGAGUGGGGACAUGGAAAUUGACACCAGCCCAGAAGAGAGACACAAACCUCUGAUGAUCGUUUUCUCCAAUGACCAGAGCGGUGACCACAGAGGAGACAAACAGGAGUUAAGCGAGAUGAUCAAGCAUGAAACGACUGGCCCAGACCUAAGUGACAACCUGGGGCUGGAGCUCACAGAUCUCUGGGGGGAGCUGGGGACUGCAGAAAGAGGUGAACAGAGCAAGGAGGAGGAACCAGGUGAGGAAGAUCUCCUCCAGAUGCGAUCCAACCUCAUAUAUGAUACAGCCUCCAGGAUUCGAAGGAAUGCAAAGGGCAACCAGUGUAAAAAGAGCUCCCUUUACGUCGACUUCAAAGACAUUGGCUGGGACUCUUGGAUCUUAGAACCUCAAGGCUAUGAGGCAUACGAAUGCACAGGAAUUUGUACUUACCCCUUGACCAAACAUGUCACUCCAACCAAGCAUGCCAUUGUGCAGACACUGGUCAGCAUCAAAAGUCCAGACAAAGUCUCCAGAGCUUGCUGUGUUCCCACUAAACUUGACCCUAUCUCACUGCUCUACCUGGACGAUGCAGGUGUGGUCACCUACCAGUAUAAAUAUGAGGGCAUGGUGGUGGCAGAGUGUGGUUGCAGAUGAGAGGGUUUGAUGUGCCAAACCUUUGGGCCUGGCUAAAGACAAUGAGAAAUGGGGACAUUUCAAUGUCUUAGCUUCAGAGGAGAAAAGACUGUAAAGAAACUGUAAGUAGUUUCAAGGCAACAGGCCAAAAUCAAGACAGAAGACGUCCCACAGAAAGAGAAUGGUUCCUUGUCAACUUAAAUCGAACUAGAACCAUGACUGAUCUGCAGACGCCUUUGUAUAUGACUCUUCAAAGCGACAGCAGAAAAGGACGAGAAGUUGGGAAACUUUUGGCAGUAUAAUCUAGUGUGUUGUACCACUGCACUUAGUGCUUAUAUUUAGAUUUGCCCUUCUGUAAAAAAAAUAUAUAUAUUUCAUGUUCGUUUCAGGAACAGAAAAAGGGAACAUGAAAAGUGAGAGACAAGAAAACAAAGUGUACAAGCCAUGAUAACUCUUUGACCAAUCUCUGAUCGAGUGGAAUAUGAUGCAGCAGAACUUUCUCCAGACGUCGUGCAAUAACUGAUCAAGGACAAACCCAGCAUCCCUAAAGGGGACUUAAUGUUAGUUAGUGUGUUAGGAAUAGAUUCUAUUAUCUCAAAGCAAGAUGAUGUAAAUCAUCUUUGAUGUAUUUGCUCCUACCUGUUUGCACAAAUCUACUCUUAAUCCAAUAGCAGCAAUGGCCAACUCUGCUCCAAAAACAGUGGCUGAGGCCUUAACCAUGGGUCAUCUUGUCAGAUACAUCCCUGGUUCUUUCAAGGACAUUUUAGAUCUCUCUAAGUGGGUGUCUCUCAAAUAUGGAAGCUUGGGUUUAGAGGGCCUGUGAACUGGACACACUGUAGGGUCGUUCAAAUGACCCUGGCAGAGGCAGGAUGCCUGCAAAAACCGCCUAGAUCCAGUCUUCUCAGUGCCAUAUCUGCAUCCCGCCUCUGCCGUGUGUCAAUAUACUGUUUCCUGCUCGGCUGAAUGCAUUUGAUAUGGGCCAUCCGAGGCAAAGCAACUUUGUUAUCUGGGAGGUCUUUCAAGGAAAGGAAACAUGUGAAACUAACCAGAAUGAUCUGGAGUGAGAUGUUCUUUUGGACGAUGAGAAAACUUUUACUUGGACAUGCUAUGUGCAGCGGAAAGUACCAUACAAAGUUUCUGUAUGCUUGUGAAAGAGGCCCACGUGCUGGAUGAGAGACUGUUGAGAUUCCUCAGACUGACCACAAUUAAAUUGUAGGAAAAUUGCCUUGCCUAACACACGAUUGGAUUAAUAUGAUUGGAAAACACAGCUUUAAUCUAUAUUUCCAUCCUUCUUUACCUUGUAACUGACCUUCUAGUGUGGAAUUGAUAAAGAAAGCAGCACUUUCGCUAGCCACUAUACUAUCAGGUCCCAGAGCAGAGCAGCAGGGCGGAUGGAGGAAGCCACAUGCUCUUUCAAUUGUCCGAGGGGUGUCAGUCAGCGUCAUGAGGGUGGGGGUGAAUGUGAGGAAGAGGCAUGAGGGUUAUGGGGUUAUCUUCAUGCUGUUGCCUUGCAUGGCGUGUGAGCUGAGCUCUCAGCCCUCGACCGGUCUGUGAUAAGAAGGUGUCGGGGCUGAGAAACAUGCAAGUGGCCAUUCCAAGCAACUGUGGUGGGAGGUGGGAGCGAAGCCUGUCAAGAUUCCAAGCUUUACUUCAACUCCCUGACCUCAAUCUGGUCUCAUUUACGGACACUGGUCCCCUUCCCCCCGAAUUAUCGAACAGAAGACAGUUGUCUGACAAAGUGUGCCCUCACCCUUAAUAAACUUCUUAACAGGACAGAGAGCUCUUAAGAUUCUUUAGAUUACAUUUUUGUUGAUUCUUUUAUGAUGGUAAUCCUUCUGGGAAGUCGCUAACAAUCAAUCAAAGCAAGUGGGGACAGAUUAGCAGGAUAUUUAGCAUAUAACUAGCUUGUCUCUACCACCUUUUAUGUGUUAUUAGCUACUUAAGCAUGUUGGAAUCAGGGAAAAAGGGAAGAUAGCUAGCUACUUACUGUGUCUAUAACGGCAAUGAUAUGGGGAAUUUUUUGAAGAGACUGUUCAACCAAAAAAUAUGAACAAGCCAUGUGAUGUUAACAGGCUACCACUUGCUAGCCAUGUUACCACCUUUGGUGGAAUGUAGAAAAGCAUUUUGUUGUCAAUAUGUUGAAUAACCUCGAUUGGGACCUUAAUCAUGUCUCCGCAACACAUCACAUCACCACAACAGAUGCCAAGACUGUCAAAACAAAGGUCUCCGCAAACCUAUCUACAUCAUGAAGCUCAUGAAAUAUGGCUUUUGUACUGCUGCUUUAAGACCAAUGCUUAUUUAUUGAUUAAUUUAUUAAUUUUAUUGUCUGUUAAAUCGUUUUGUAUAGCAAUAUAUGUAAAUAAAUACAUUAUACACAUAAAUUACUUUAUACCUUAUAAUGAAAGACAUGUGGAUGUGCUUUGUCAAAGUUAGAGAUGUUCUGUUUUGCGCCUCUAAUGCUUGUAAAACGCUUCAAUGUCAGGAAACAAUAUGUUAGCAGCUUUGAUAAAUUGCUUUAGAGCAGCCAAAUUCUUACAUGUUUGAACAGAUGCUGUGACAUUUGUGCAGAUCCUGUGCAGAUCAUCUACACCCCACCACCCCCCGCCAACCCCACCGCUAAAACCCACCCACAUUGGCUACUCCAAAACACCGGAUAUUUUUAGAUGUGACACUCCUUAUUUAAACACUAGAGCUGUUCAUUUAAACACAGCGUGGAGGGGGAGCGAUUCAUAACUUUUAACUUUCCAUUGAGAACAGCGGUUAACUGGUCCAGGGCCAUAGUUCAGACACGUGUCAGAAAGAUCCUAAGCCAUGGGAAACUGACUGGAAGCUAAUGACCACAUUCAGCGAUCUGCACAAAAGUCCCACGCAGCUGCCUCCAUAAAAAAUUGGCCUGCCUUGAAAAAAUGUUCACUCGUUUGUGGAUUUUGGGACUUUUAGCGUGCUUUGCUAAUAGAUGUUGAACUAGUGAUGUAUUUGCAUUGUAUCAACUGUCAUGAUUGUAAAUAAACU